This is a messenger RNA of Lodderomyces orthopsilosis Co 90-125, 651 nucleotides long. RefSeq names its product DNA polymerase epsilon noncatalytic subunit (gene HFL1). The record is from RefSeq and is a predicted model, not a curated record. The transcript has a single exon. Gene Ontology annotation, molecular function: protein heterodimerization activity. Gene Ontology annotation, cellular component: CHRAC; nucleus. Lineage: Eukaryota; Fungi; Ascomycota; Pichiomycetes; Serinales; Debaryomycetaceae. Bases 1 to 651 code for a protein of 216 amino acids.
AUGAGCAACGACCAAAAGAUUGACAAUCAUUCUGCAGAAGUAGUGACGGAAUCCCUUCUGAAUACUGUUCCAGAGUAUGAGGCUCAAGGGACGACAAAUGGGGAACAGGAAACUGAACAGGAGUCUCUGCAAAUGUCACUUCCCAUGUCGAAGAUCAAGAAAAUUUUCAAGAUGGAUCCCGAAUAUUCAGGAGCUAGUCAAGGUGCUGUUUACACCACUGGAUUGGCAACUGAGCUAUUUGUUCAAUAUUUUGUUGAACAGGCGAGUCUAAUGGCUAAAGUGGACAAACGCAAGAAAAUCCAAUAUAAGGACUUCGCAAAUGCCGUUGGCAGUCAUGAUGCUUUAAAUUUUUUGGGUGACACGAUACCCAAAACAUAUGCUAUAGGUGAUCUAAUACAGAGGAAAAAAGUCAAUACGUUGGAGUCUAUUCAACUGAGCAAAAAUUUAGAAGACAACCAGAAGAACGCAAAAGCUCCCCCCAACGUUGUAUCAAAACCAGAUCCGAUACUUCCCAAAGGUCAACAAAUUCUCAAUUUUGGCACCGCUUCUAAAGAGGAAACACCAGUUAAGAGGGCAGGAAUAAAUGAUUUGGUAUCUGCGCAGAACGAGAGUGAUACAGUAGAUGUACAAGAUGUUGAAAUGAAGGAGUAA